Molecule: messenger RNA, 5878 nt
Organism: Phacochoerus africanus (Common warthog)
Lineage: Eukaryota; Metazoa; Chordata; Mammalia; Artiodactyla; Suidae
Gene: KIF3C
Product: kinesin family member 3C
Exons: 8
Coding region: 1112-3484 (790 amino acids)
Biological process (GO): microtubule-based movement; mitotic spindle assembly
Cellular component (GO): spindle microtubule; nucleus
Molecular function (GO): plus-end-directed microtubule motor activity; microtubule binding; ATP binding
Source: RefSeq, a predicted model, not a curated record
GUGUAGGGAUGGCAUGUAGGCAUCCACAGGCAGAAAGGCAGGAGCAGGGGACAGAGGAUGCUGGCUGUGGAGGAAACAGGAGUGAGUAGUGGAUACCAGGAUUCUCCCCCAGGUAGGCUGCAACCUCCGCAGUCACUCCUGGGGUUGCUCGCCUGAGAGGGCGGGGCCUCCCAGACUGGAAAAGUCAUUAGCAACCUGCCAGAACCGGGUUAACAAAGGCAGGACUACAACUCCCAGCAUCCUCCGGCACAGUGGGGUGACGGCGGGCGGUGGCUGCGCUGCACCCGCCCGGUGGGCGCUGGACCUGGGACGGCACCCGAGCCUGUCAUUCCGAAGGGGUCUGCGGGGGUGCGGGCGGGCGAUGCACCCGGGUCCCCAGCGCACUGGCCGCGCCGGGCUCGCGUCUCCCGCCCUACGUCCCCGCCCCUUGCCCCACCCCAGCCGGGCGGCUUAGCUGGGGCCGCAGCGCGGCGGCAACAUCACUCUCGCCGCCGCUGCUCCGCCCCAUCCCCUUCUGUUUUUCUCUCUCAUUCUCCGGUGGCGACGGCGGGGAAGGCGGAGGCAGAGGCAGCAGCAGCCGCGCAGGCUGCAAUGAAUGAUCCCCCAGCUGGGGGGGAGGACUCCAGGUGAGCCUCUGCCCUCGGGAGGGCCGGGACCCCCGGCCGCCCAGGACCUGCAGCCCCCGCCAUGGAUCCCUAGAGGAGGAGGAGGACGAGGAGGAGAAGACAGUUCUGCCGCCCACCCCCAUCCUAUUUUCCUCUUCCUUUAUCUCAUUGUUGCCGUAGCUGUUUACGGCAGCGUUCCCUCUGCCCCAGCAUGGGGCGGGCUCCGGGCACUGCCAUUCGGCAGGCGCUGCUCCUGCGGCUGCCCGGGGAUUCUGCCUAAUUCUCCCUCCCCAGCCCGUGCAGCGAGGACCGGAGAGCGGUGGAGGCCCGGACUGCAGCAGCGGCGGGGCCACCUCCCAGCAUCCCCACCCUAGGAGGCUGCAUGCGGAUUGAAGAACGGCGCCUGGGGGUUGGGCUGGCCCCGCGGAUCCGGACCUAGGGAGCACAGCAGGACCGCUCAGGCUGCGGAGGGGGCCGAGGGGAGGCAGGAAGGACAGAGCGGCAAGAUGGCCAGUAAAACCAAGGCCAGCGAGGCCCUGAAGGUGGUGGCCCGGUGCCGCCCCCUCAGCCGGAAGGAAGAGGCUGCUGGUCACGAGCAGAUCCUGACCAUGGACGUGAAACUGGGCCAGGUGACCCUGCGGAACCCCCGCGCUGCCCUAGGGGAGCUGCCCAAAACCUUCACCUUUGAUGCCGUGUAUGAUGCCAGCUCCAAGCAGGCAGACUUGUAUGAUGAAACCGUGAGGCCCCUGGUAGACUCGGUGCUUCAAGGUUUUAAUGGCACCGUGUUUGCCUAUGGACAGACGGGCACAGGCAAGACCUAUACCAUGCAGGGGACCUGGGUGGAGCCUGAACUGCGCGGGGUCAUCCCCAAUGCCUUUGAGCAUAUCUUCACCCACAUCUCCCGCUCCCAGAACCAGCAGUACUUGGUUCGGGCCUCCUACCUGGAGAUCUACCAGGAGGAGAUUCGAGACCUGCUCUCCAAGGAGCCUGGCAAGAGGCUAGAGCUGAAGGAGAACCCCGAGACGGGUGUCUACAUCAAGGACCUCUCCUCCUUCGUCACCAAGAAUGUCAAGGAGAUCGAGCACGUGAUGAACCUGGGGAACCAGACUCGGGCGGUGGGUAGCACGCACAUGAAUGAGGUCAGCUCUCGCUCCCAUGCCAUCUUCGUCAUCACCGUGGAGUGCAGUGAGCGUGGCUCAGAUGGCCAGGACCACAUCCGUGUGGGCAAGCUCAACCUGGUGGACCUGGCGGGCAGCGAGAGGCAGAACAAGGCAGGCCCCAACACAGCUGGAGGGACAGCCACACAGUCCACAGGGAGUAGCGGUGGUGGGGGAGGUGGCGGUGGUGGAGAGAGGCCUAAGGAAGCCUCCAAAAUCAACCUCUCGCUGUCUGCCCUGGGCAACGUGAUCGCGGCUCUGGCAGGCAACAGGAGCACCCACAUCCCCUACCGGGACUCCAAGCUGACCCGGCUGCUCCAGGACUCUCUGGGGGGGAACGCCAAGACCAUCAUGGUGGCCACCCUGGGCCCAGCCUCUCACAGCUACGAUGAGAGCCUCUCCACCCUGCGCUUUGCCAACCGGGCCAAGAACAUCAAGAACAAGCCCCGGGUGAACGAGGACCCGAAGGACACACUGCUACGGGAAUUCCAGGAGGAGAUUGCACGCCUGAAGGCCCAGCUGGAGAAGAAGGGGAUGCUAGGAAAGCGGCUCCGGAGGAAGAGCAGCCGCAGGAAGAAGGCCGUGUCAGCCCCAGCCGGGUACCCGGAGGGGCCGGUGAUUGAGGCCUGGGUGGCGGAAGAGGAGGAUGACAAUAACAACAACCACCGCCCGCCGCAGCCCAUCCUGGAGUCAGCCUUGGACAAGAACAUGGAGAAUUACCUGCAGGAGCAGAAGGAGCGUCUGGAGGAGGAGAAGGCGGCCAUCCAGGAUGACCGCAGCCUGGUGAGCGAGGAGAAGCAGAAGCUGCUGGAGGAGAAGGAGAAGAUGCUGGAAGACCUGCGGCGGGAGCAGCAGGCCACCGAGCUGCUCGCAGCCAAGUACAAGGCCAUGGAGAGCAAGCUGCUCAUUGGGGGCAGGAACAUCAUGGAUCACACCAACGAGCAGCAGAAGAUGCUGGAACUGAAGAGGCAGGAGAUUGCAGAGCAGAAACGCCGUGAGCGGGAAAUGCAGCAGGAGAUGAUGCUCCGAGACGAGGAGACCAUGGAGCUCCGGGGCACCUACACGUCCCUGCAGCAGGAGGUGGAGGUCAAAACCAAGAAACUCAAGAAGCUCUACGCCAAGCUGCAGGCGGUGAAGGCGGAGAUCCAGGAUCAGCACGACGAGUACAUCCGCGUGCGGCAGGACCUGGAGGAGGCGCAGAACGAGCAGACCCGGGAGCUCAAGCUCAAGUACCUCAUCAUCGAGAACUUCAUCCCCCCAGAGGAGAAGAACAAGAUCAUGAACCGGCUUUUCCUGGACUGUGAGGAGGAGCAGUGGAAGUUCCAGCCCCUUGUGCCCGGCGGAGCCAAUAACAGCCAAAUGAAGAAGCGGCCAACGUCGGCAGUGGGCUACAAGAGGCCUAUCAGCCAGUACGCUAGGGUUGCCAUGGCAAUGGGGUCCCACCCCAGGUACAGGGCUGAAAACAUCAUGUUUCUGGAAUUGGAUGUGUCCCCUCCAGCGGUCUUUGAGAUGGAAUUCUCUCAUGACCAAGACCAAGACCCCCGUGCGCUCCACAUGGAGAGGCUCAUGCGGUUGGACAGCUUUCUGGAAAGACCUUCCACGUCCAAAGUCCGAAAGUCCAGAUCCUGGUGCCAGAGUCCUCAGCGGCCUGCGCCUUCCACCACACCUGCCUCGCUGGCCCCCGCUGCUCUGCGCCCCACGACAGUGCUAGACCAUGAGUGACAGCCUUCCGUCAGGCCGCCCGUCCCGCAGACGCCAGGGGCGGGCCACCAGCCCUGGAUCAUCUCGCCUGCCGCUCGGUGUGCGUGUAUGUGCGUGUGCGUGCCUGUGUGUGUGUGUGUGUGUGUGUGUGUGUGUGCGCGCGCACGCGCAUAUGUGUGAGGGGGUGAGCAUCCAGCAGGCCGUGCCUCUGCCAGCUCUUAGCCUCCUUUAUUUAAUUCAUGUUAUUUAUUCGUGGAGCUCGGUUCCCGCAGGAGAGGCGCCCUCGCCCGGGCCUGCCCUGGUCACUACAGACCCUCCUUUCCUCCCGACCGUAGACCCCCGCCCCAGUCACACCGCCAGCUCCUCCCCGUCAGUUGCCCCCAGGAGGGAAGGGACCGGGGCCUGAGAAGAGGGUCCUUGUUCCUCCUGGCUCCCUCGGUCACCCCUAUCUCCUCCGGCACUGACCGUGAGCAGCUCCUGAGCACUUUCCGGGACUAGAAAAAUGCGAGGUGUCCUCUGAGGAUAUUCGACGUCCGUCCACAGUGUUGAGCUUGGGCUUCCGGCGGAGAGAGCCCUGCUCUCCACUUUCUGGGCCUCAAGUGACCUCUUUCGGCUUCUCGGGCUCCUCCUUCUCAAGGACUUGAGGGACCUCGCCGACACAGCCUAUGCGCGUCAGCUUUGAUGGGAACUCCGCGGCUUCCCCAACCCUGCUUCUGGUCCACCUGCCCAAGCCGUCGAUGGGAAGUGUGAGCCAACCACUUGCUGCCUCCUCGGGACCUGCAGGAAAUGGAACAGUAAUGGAGACAGUGUGGAUAAUCACUAGGAGACGUCCCUCUAGGACCCUUUGUUUCUGUCCCCUUAAGAAGUAACUGUGGCCAACAAGCCACCAGGCCAACUCCCCACCUUAGACAUGCUGCUCCUUCCUGCUUUCGUCCUUUUCCCUGCAGCUGCCUGGAUCCCCGGUGGUAAUGGGAGGGAUCCAUGUCCUUCUCCCCUGGCUAAACAGAGGUAUCAGUCUGUUGCUUUUCCCUCUCAUGAGCGCAGGAUAUGGAGACCCAGGCACAGCCUGCCAGCUCUGCCCUUUACCCUGUUUCUGAUUCACCUUCUGUUGGGCACUGCUCUGUUGACCAGAUUGACCUUUCCUUCAGCAUUGUGGUCCUUAGGGAAGUACUCCUCACUGUCCUUUGCGACAUCCCAGGAUGUCUCCGGGUCUCUAAAGUAAAGUUCUACCAAAAAAAAGAGAGGGAGAUUAAUUUUCAUUGACUUGCCUUUUAAGGGUAUAUUUCAGUGGAAGGGGAAGAGGCAGUCAUGAAUCAGAGCAAGUGGGUUAGGCUCUCAGAACGCCCUAAUAGUGGCAUCUCCAGGUCCUAGAACAUGACGAGUUUAGUCCUUGGGGUAGAGGCAUGAAACGGACAGAUCUGCCUGCAGUUUGGUGUGUGGGAGGUGGCGGUGGGAGCUGAUUACCUGGUUAUUCUCUUUCCAGCAGGACAUGAACCCUUUUGCACAGUUCAAGUUCUGCCAUGUAAGGACCAAGCAAUGGUUUGGUUUGGUUUCAUUCAAUGAUGCUGUCACUGCUUCUGCAACUGCUGGACCGCAUGGUUGGGCAACUCAAUUGCCACUUGCUCCUGUCCUUCAAGGAAAUAACCUUUUUUCAUCAGAACCCAAGAGAUUAUUUGAGACCCAGGAUUCAGAUCAGAGGUUCAGCUGUGGCUGGGACAGGAGUGGUAUGUAGAAGGGUCCCAAGUGGGAGAGGCAUUGAGCAGCCUCUCCCACGGACCUCUCUCGUUGGUGGAUGAAGCCGCACGCGUUACCCCCAUUCAUCACCAGGACGCAUCGACUCUGCACUGUCUGAUCACUUGACCCUCAUAGUCUUAUAGCACAAUAUACCCAACUUCACCCCACCCCAGCCUCAGGGCUGGGCCCAAGGUGUGCUCAGAGGAGGAGCUCCUGCCUGCAGUUUUGUGUACGUGUGUAUGUGUGUGUGUGUUUGUGUGUGUUUACCUCCACAGGGGACACUCUGCACUCGGUGUGAGAUAUGCUGGGAACAGGGCCACUGGGGUGGCUGGAUCUCGGUUCCUCUGUCUCUCUCUUCUCUUCCUUUUGAUGUAUCACACAUUUGGUUGACAAAGUGAGGGCCUUGAUUUGGACCAAAUUUCCAUGUCUGUUGCUGUGGUCUUCAUUUAGGACAAUGAUUAACAAAGCCGUGGCCCCUUCUCGUCCCUCUAUACAUAUGACUAUACGGGACAUAUGUAAUAUAUAAAUAUAUAUAUAAAAUAUUACCCUCUGUCUCCUUGGCUUAGGAUGAGAUCUCUCUGUUGAGCUGAAAUGCACCUGCAGCUCAGUGCUGCCAGCAGCCUGCAGGCCCCAGCCCUGUUCAGAUUAACACAGUCCGAAAUAAAGGAAUGAGUAUCGUUA